CGCUCCUCGGCGGCGUAGCGGAUAAGCUCCCGGGAGGAUGCCUCGGUGCGGGGCGCGUCGCCCCCCUCAGGCCACCAGAGCCCGGAUACCUCAGAAAUUCGGCUCUGGGUCUGUGGGGAGCGAAAUGCAACCCAAACCCCGUUUCCCCGAAGCCCCGCGCAGAUAAACACGCACAAGCACGCACACAGACGUCGUCGGCCCGCACUCGCAGCCGCAGGUCCCGGCCUGAGGGAAGAGGCCGGGGCCCAAGAUGGCUCGCCGCCUUCGCCUCGCAGCCCCGGGCGCGGCCGCUCGCCCUCGCCGCUCGCUCGCAGGUGCGACGGAAGUGCCCGGCGUCACCGGCCCGGAGCGACGACGCAACGGCCGGUCUGGGCCUGCAGCCUCGGUGGCCCGGGCCGGACGGGAGCGGCCGCCGGACACAGCCGUCUACAGUUACUUGACUUGGAGGCAGAACACCAUGACCGGGAAACAGGCAUGGAACAAAGCAGGUGACACCAGCAGACAGAAAACGGGCAGAGGCUGCAGUGUAGACCAUGGACUGGAGCUAUUGAAGACCCAAAAGAAAGAAAAUGUUGAGAGGUGGAAUGAGCUUGGUGGUUGAAGAGAUGGCUGAAGAUUCACACUUGAGCUGUUUCCCAAAACUUAAGUGCUGCAGGAGAGCAGAAGCAGCUACCUAGCCUGCCAGAGACAUGCUGUUUCUAGGCUAGGGUGACUGCUGACACAAUGAAGCAAAAAAAUUAAAAAUACUGGAGCGUGUGAUAAUGAGUUCAGAUAAUGCAUGGGUUGAGUUUUCGGUCUCUGGGACACCCUGGAGAUGUACUGUUGGUACUUAGACAUGACAGAACAUGAUGAAUGUUCUCAGAAUGGAAGAACAUGGCAAAGAAAAGUUGAAGGUGUGAAGAGAAGGAAAGACUUAACUCUAAGGAGAGACUCAGGCUUUG
Messenger RNA from Rattus rattus (black rat), 941 nucleotides. RefSeq lists its product as uncharacterized. The transcript is spliced from 3 exons. The record is from RefSeq and is a predicted model, not a curated record. Lineage: Eukaryota; Metazoa; Chordata; Mammalia; Rodentia; Muridae. The coding region runs from base 251 to 601 and encodes 116 amino acids.